This is a messenger RNA of Monoraphidium neglectum, 4755 nucleotides long. RefSeq lists its product as hypothetical. Lineage: Eukaryota; Viridiplantae; Chlorophyta; Chlorophyceae; Sphaeropleales; Selenastraceae. The record is from RefSeq and is a predicted model, not a curated record. Gene Ontology annotation, molecular function: phosphatidylinositol binding. Gene Ontology annotation, biological process: protein transport. The coding region runs from base 1 to 4755 and encodes 1584 amino acids. The transcript is spliced from 11 exons.
AUGGCGUGGAGGUACACCGUCAACAUACCUCUAUGGAUCCAGGGCAAGGACGCAGAGGGCGAGGCCGUGACGCUGUACCGCGUUAACGUGCUGGUGCAGCCCCCCGACGCGACCGACCAAGCGGCGCUGUCGCGGCCGCCGUUUUUCGUGCUGCGCCGCUACUCACAGUUCCGCCAGCUGUUCCUGGAUCUCAAAGCGCAGAUGCCAGAUCUCAUGCGCGACCGGGCGCUGCAGCCGCCCCCCAAGCACCCGCUGCAGCUGGGGGGUCAGAAGGAGCUUCUGGACCAGCGGCGCGCGGAUCUGGAGCGCUGGAUGUGGCAGCUGAUCGGGCGCCCCGAGAUCGCGCGGGGCGGCGCCAUCAAGGCGUUUCUGGAGUUCGAUAAGGCCAUGGCGCGCGCGGCGCAGCUGAGCACCUCCCCCGCCGGCACGCCGCCGAUCGGCUCGCCCCGCCACCCGCACCAGCGGCAGCCCCGCGCCGGAGCCGCGGCCGCAGCCUCGGCGGCUGGCGGGGCGGCGCAGAAUGGCGGCGCGGCGCGCGCCAGCACGGCGUCGUCGGAGACGGGGGCGGCGCCGGAUUGGGACGACGCGCGCAGUGAGGCGUCCGGGUCCAGCUACAACCCAAACGGCCCGGACGGCCCGCCUGCCUGGGCGGGCGCCGCCGCGGGCGCGGGAGCGGGGGCCGCCACUGCGGGGGCAGCUUCGCGUGGGGCGCCGGGCGGCGGCGCGGCGAUGCGGCUGUGGCUGCGGCUGGAGCAGCGGUCGGACGUCCGCAGGCUGGUAGACAUGCUGUCCCGCGGGGUGCGCCAGGCGGCGGACGAUCUGGCGGCGGCGGUCAACGAGGUCAACCAGCUGCGCGCCAACAACGGCGCGCUGGCGAGCCAGAUCGCAGAGCUCACGGGCGGCGGCGGGCCGGGCGCGUGGGAGGAGGCGCAGCGCCAGCUGGCGGCGGAGCGCGCCCUCUCUGUGCAGCUGCGCGCCCGCCUGGCGGACGCGGAAGCUUCCCAGCGCGAGUUCAUCGACCUGGAGCAGCAGCUGGCGGAGGCGGAGCGCGCGCGCGCGGCGGCGGCGGCGGCGCUGCGGGACGCUGAGCAGCGGGUCCAGGCGGCGCAGCAGGGGGAUGCGGCAGCCACGUCCCGGCUGGAGGAGGCAGCGGCAGAGGCGGAGGAGGCGGCGCGCCGCGCUGAGGAGGCUGCGGCGGCGGCGGCUGCCGAGCGCGCUGAGCUAGCAGCUGACGUGUCGCGGCUCAAAAACGAGCUGUCUGCGGCGCUUGAGGCGCGGCGCGCCGCAGAGGCCACGGCCGCGGCCGCGCAGGGCGAGGCCGUGUCCGAGCGGGGUGCGGCUGCGGCGGCCGCGGCCAAGGCACACGCGGACCAGCUGGUGCUGGCAAAGGAGAUCAAGCGCCUGCGGUCCCAGGUGUCUGCUUUGCAGUCUGAGGCGGCACAGCUUCGCCAGGCGCGGGACGAUCAGGAGCGCGAGGCCGCGGCCGCGCUGCAGCGGCAGCGGGAGGAGCUGCAGCAGCAGAUCUCGGCGGCUUCCGCGGCGGCGGCUGCCGAGCAGGAGCAGCUGCGCGGCAGCUGGGAGGGGCGGCUCGCGGCGGCGGAGGCGGCGGCCGCGGAGGGGCGCGGCGAGCUGGAGCGGCAGCUGGCUGACGCGCGGGCGGCGGCGGAGGGGCAGCGGGCGGCGGCGGCGGCGCUGCUGGCGCGCGCGGAGGCGGCGGAGGCUGCUGCUGCGGCGGCGGCAGUCGAGGCUGCCGAGAACCGAGCAGUGGCCGCGGCAUCUGCGGAGGCGGCCGGCGCGCGCGAGGCGGCGGCGGCCGCGGCUGGGGAGCGGGAGCGGGAGCUGGAGGGGCAGGCUGCUGCGCUGCAGGCGCAGCUGGAGGCGGCGCGGCUGGAAGGCGAGGCGUUUGCCGCGGAGCGCGGGGCAUGGGACGCGGAGCGCGCCACGCUCGCCGCCGCAGCCGCAGCGGCCGAGGAGGCGGCGCGCGCGGUGGGGGCCGAGGCCGCAGAGCGCGCCGCCGCGCAUGCGGCGGAGCUCCGGGACGCGGAGGCGCGCGGCGCCGAAGCGGCGGCGGCGGCCCUUGACGCGGAGCGGGCGGCGGCGGAGCAGCGGCAGUCGGAGGUGCUGCAGGAGGCCGAGGCGGCUGCGGGGGCCGAGCGGGCGGCGGUGGCCGCUGCUGCCUCGGAGGCCGAGGCGCUGCGGGAGCGGCUGCGGGCCGCACAGGACGAGGCGGCGGCCGCAGCGGCCGCGUCGACGGCGGCCGCGGCCGCGCUGGCGUCCGAGCUUGCGCCGCUGCGCUCCCAGCUGGAAGCACUGCAGGAGCGGCUGGCUGCUUCUGACGCGGCGCUGCGGGAGGCGGAGGGUCGGUUGGAAGACGAGCGGUCGAGGGGCCACGAUGUGUCAGGGGAGCAGCAGUUGGAGCAGCAGCUGCAGCCGGCGGCUGCAGACCUUGCAAAGUCCCAGUCGCGCUGCGCGGUGCUGGAAGCCGCCGCGGCCGAGAGCGCGGGGCAGGCGGCGGAGGCGCGGGCGGGGGCGGAGGGCGGCGCGGACGCGCUGCGGGCGGCGCUCGCGUCGGCGGCGGAGCGGGAGGCGGAGCUGCAGCAGCAGUUGGCGCGGGCGGCCGCCGCGCUGGAGGCGGCGCGGCUGGAGGGGCGGGACGAGCUGCAGGGAGUGCAGCGGCGGUUGGACGAGUCGGAAGCUGGGCAGGCGGCGCUCCGGGAGGAGCUGGCGGCGGCGCAGGCGGCUUGCGCCUCCGCCGAACAGGUUGCGGCUGCCGCCGAUGCCGCUGCAGCAGCAGCGGCGGCGGCAGCAACGGCGGCGGCCCCAACCCCGGCAUUUGCACCAGUCUCAGGAGAGACCGAUGCCGCCGGCGCGGCGGGCGACGCUGCUGCGGUGGCGGCGACGGCGGACGCGCAGCGGCGCCUGACCGCGCUCGAAGCGGAGCGCGAGGCGGCGGCCGCGGCGGCCGCCGAGGCGCUCGCGCGCGCCGCAGAUGCGGAGGCGCGGGGGGACGCCACGGCGUCCGCGGCGGCGGAGGCGCAGCAGCGAGCCGCGGCGCUGGAGUCUGACAACGCCCGGCUCUCGGCUGCCGCGGAGCAGGCGUCUCUGCAGCUGCAGCAAGAGCGGGCGCGGCUCGCAGCCGACUUGGAGGAGGCGCGCGCCGAGGCUUCGCGCCUGCGGCAGCGGCUCGACGCGGAGGCGGAAGGCGGCCGGGAGCUGCAGCGGCGCUCGGAGGAGCAGCAGGCGGCGGCUGCGGCGGCGGCUGGUUCCGGGCCAGCAGAGCUCGGUGGCGGGGGCGCGCGUGUGGUCGCUCUGGCGGAGGAGCUGGCGCGGGUGAGGGAGCAGCUGCAGCAGCAGCAGCAGGAGCAGCGGCCGGCCCGCAGCCCGCCGCCGCUCGCGGCCGCGGCCGACGAGCUGCGCGCGGCGCUCGCGCAGCUGCGCGCCGCCGACCUGGACGCAUGCCUGCCCGCCGCCGCGCUCGGCGCGGCCGCGCCCGGCGGGCCCAGGGCCGAGCGCCUGCUGGCGGCUGUCGCGGCCAGCAGCGCCGCGCUCGAGGCGGCGCGGGGGCGCGCCGAGGCGGCGCUUGCGGCCGCUGCGGCGCCCGUUGCAGGUGUUGCUGCGGCGGCGCCUUUAGACCUCCUGUCCGGUGAUGAUUUCGAUGUUGCUGGCGUUCCACCUGGCGUGGCAGUUAGCGCUGCAGCGGCAGAGGACGGCGAGGUGGCGGCGCUGCUGCGCGAUCUGGUGUGUGAUCUGGCGGCCAAGUCGCAGCUGGUGAACGAGCUCAAGUGUGACAGGCUGCUGGCAGAGGAGGCGCAGCAGCAGCAGCAGCAGCAGCAACAGCAGCAGCAGCAGCAGCAGCAGCAGCAGCAGCAGCAGCAGCAGCAAGUUGGGGACAGCGGCGCCGUCGCGGCGCGCGCGGUCGGCGCGCAGGCGCUGGCCGCGGGCGAGGCGGCGCGGGGAAUGCUGAACCGCUGGCUGGGGCCAGGUGCGCCGGGGGGUCCGUCACACGGUUUGCAGCAGCAGCAGCAGCAGCAGCAGCAGCAGCACCAGCAGCAGCAGCCUCAACAGCAACCCCAGCAUCUGCAGCAACAGCAGCACCACCACCCAGCUGGCGGUGCCCAUCCGUCUUCUGCGGGGCCCGCGCCGUCGCUGCUCAGCCCCCAAAUUCUGGGAGGCCUCGGAGCGCGUGUGACUGAGGGCGUCAGCAGCCUGGGCCUGGGAGCCCUCAUGGGGCGGGGCCAGCCGCAGCAGCAGCAGCAGCAGCAGCAGCAGCAGCAGCAGCAGCAGCAGCAGCAGCAGCAGCAGGCGCGAAAAAUCCUGCUGGCAAAGACUGUGGCGUUCUAUGGCGACUCCUUGAUGCGAUACCACUUUUUGAACCUGGCGGUUUUCUUGGCAACAGACCAGCUGAUGGAGCGGUAUGCGGGCGUCCCAGAGACCUCCCCCAGCCUCAACCAGCAACAUCAGUUCCUGCACCCCAAGUUUGCGGUGGACACCAAUGACACAGACAUAUUGUUGUUCAGGGAGUAUCACAAGGUGGUGGACCGCACUGGCGAGUGCAUGAAUACCUCUGAAACCUGCACCAAUAAGCGCGACUGGUGCAAUUUUCAGGUCAACACGCUGGCCGGCAACUUCACGCUGCAGUUCUUCCCCCUGUACGGCGCCACCAACGCCAGCGAUACAUUGGACACGCUGAUCACCAUCAUGCAGAACGGCGCUGACAUCAUCGUCCUCAACCAUGGGCUGUGGGGUGAUCAGUGA